GGCAGCCGCCCGCCGCCGGGCGGAGCCGCGGGCAGAGCGGGGAACUCGCUGAGGCGACUGCCCCAUCGCUUGCCGCCUUCUGUCCGCCGCCCGCCGCCCGCCGCCCGCCGGGGGCUCUCCGGCCUCGCCAUGCAGCCGUGGGGCGCCGCCCUCGCCCUGCUCCUGGCCGCGCUCGCCCUGCUCGGCCUGCUCGCCCCAAGUCUGCGACGCCUGGGGAGGCGCGCCGUCGGAGCCAGGACCCUGCUGGGGGCUCGGACCCCGGACGACGAGGAGGAGGUGGACAGCGGAGGCCCGGCGGACCAGUUCAGUAACGAGCGCGAGCCGCUGCCCGGCGGAUGCAGGCUCAUCUGUAAGCCGUCGGCGCUGGCGCAGUGCUUGCUGCGCGCCCUGCGACGCUCGGCAGCCCUGGAGCCGGGCCCGCGCUCCUGGCUCUCUGGGCCCCACCUGCAGACCCUCUGCCACUUCGUGUUGCCCGUGGGGACCGGGCCUGAGCUGGCCCGGGAGUACCUGCAGUUACCGGACGACGGGCUGGUGGCCCUGGACUGGGUCGUGGGACCUUGCGCCCGGGGCCGCCGAGUCACCAACGCCGGGAGCCUUCCGGCGGUGCUGCUAGUGAUCCCCAAUGCGUGGGGGCGCCUCACCCGCAACGUGCUCGGCCUCUGUCUGCUCGCCCUAGAGCGCGGCUACUACCCGGUCAUCUUCCACCGCCGCGGCCACCACGGCUGCCCUCUGGUCAGCCCCCGGCUGCAGCCUUUCGGGGACCCGUCCGAUCUCAAGGAGGCGGUAACUUACAUCCGCUUCCGACACCCCGCGGCCCCGCUGUUUGCGGUGAGCGAGGGCUCGGGCUCGGGGCUGCUGCUGUCCUACCUGGGCGAGUGCGGCUCCUCCAGCUACGUGACGGGAGCCGCCUGCAUCUCGCCGGUGCUGCGCUGCCGCGAGUGGUUUGAGGCCGGCCUGCCCUGGCCCUACGAGCGGGGCUUUCUGCUCCAUCAGAAGAUCGCACUCAGCAGGUACGCCACAGCCCUGGAGGACACGGUGGACAUCCGCAAACUGUUCAGGAGCUGCUCCCUGCGAGAGUUUGAGGAGACCCUCUUCUGCCACACCAAGAACUUCCCCAUCAGCUGGGACACCUACUGGGACCACAAUGACCCCCUCCGGGAUGUGGACGAGGCGGCCGUACCUGUACUGUGCAUCUGUAGUACUGACGACCCUGUGUGUGGGCCCCCAGACCUCUUUCUCCCCACUGAACUCUUUCACAACAACCCCUACUUCUUCCUCCUGCUCAGUCACUACGGAGGCCACUGUGGCUUCCUGCGCCAUGAGCCCUUGCCAGCAUGGAGCCAUGAGGUCAUCUUGGAGUACUUCCGGGCCUUGACUGACUUUUUCCGAACAGAAGAGAGGCUGAAAGGGUUGAGCAGGCACCGAGCUUCAUUGCUAGGGGGCCGGCGUCGCUGGGGAACCCUGCAGAAGCGGGAGGUCUCUCCCUCUGCCAGUCUGGAGGAGAUCUUUAGCUGGAAGCGAUCAUACACAAGGUGAAACCUGGACAGAGACCCCCCCACCCUGUCCCCAUUUUGCAAAGAACAGAGCUGAGCUUGGCAGAGUCCUGAAAAAGUGGUAGGGACUGAAUGGAGCAAGCAGCUCCAGCUCUUUGCCGCUGAUUCAGCCCCUUCUUCUGUUCCGGUUUGUGGAAAGAGACAGAACUUCCAGCUAGCUGCCACUUACUUUACCCCAAGCCUGCCCAGGCUUUCCUCAAUACAUUUUUGCUCAUCCUGGUCAGCAGCUGAACAUCACUGUCUCCUAUGACCAACCUCAUACGCCAAAGAUUAGCACCAUUUGAACCCAUGGACUCAGGAUAAAAUGCUCUCCCCCUAGCAAUGACUACAGAGAGGAUGAGUUUCUGUGUGUCACUGGGCAGCUCUGUGACCCUGCCUCUCAAGUUGGAGCCACUCAGUGUAGUGAAGACAGGAUGUUUGUGUCUGGGUCCCACUUCCCUCAUUUCAUUGUGCGGUUGUGCCAUUCUGCUGACUGCAUGCGGUGGCAGCAGUGAAAGUGGGCUGUGUCUGUCUUGUGUGGGUACGGGAAAGGUGGCAGAGGCAGUAAGUGCAGUGCCAAGACGGAGUCGGUGAGCCCCAAGGUAGAGAUUGUGACUGCGUGUCUAGAAUACAAGGGUCCAGCCUUCCAGACA
This is a messenger RNA of Phyllostomus hastatus (greater spear-nosed bat), 2185 nucleotides long. RefSeq names its product abhydrolase domain containing 15 (gene ABHD15). The record is from RefSeq and is a predicted model, not a curated record. The coding region runs from base 130 to 1536 and encodes 468 amino acids. The transcript is spliced from 2 exons. NCBI's taxonomy places the organism in Eukaryota, Metazoa, Chordata, Mammalia, Chiroptera, Phyllostomidae. Gene Ontology annotation, molecular function: short-chain carboxylesterase activity; monoacylglycerol lipase activity.